Molecule: messenger RNA, 1422 nt
Organism: Macadamia integrifolia
Lineage: Eukaryota; Viridiplantae; Streptophyta; Magnoliopsida; Proteales; Proteaceae
Product: probable CCR4-associated factor 1 homolog 7
Exons: 1
Coding region: 405-1337 (310 amino acids)
Cellular component (GO): P-body; CCR4-NOT core complex; CCR4-NOT complex
Molecular function (GO): poly(A)-specific ribonuclease activity; nucleic acid binding
Source: RefSeq, a predicted model, not a curated record
UUUUAGAAACUACUUCAACAAUUUCAGAUAUCUCUCUCUUUCUCUCUCUAGAUUUUUGGAAAGUCUAUUUCAAGCAAGAACGGAUGAAGAGUUUCUGAAAAAAUGAGAAAAGCAGAGAUCAGGCAGGCAAAAAUCCUCUGGUUUUUCAGAAGUGUUCUUACUUUGAUCGCCUUUCUCCCAAACUUGAGUUUAUGUUCUGGUUCUUCAAUACUGUUCAUCCCAAAGAGUUGUUAUUCUGGUUCUGGUUUUUCAAAAGUGUUUCUUAGUUUGAUCGUCUUUCUCCUAAACAGAGUUCAGGUUCUGGUUCUUCAUUACUGUUCAGUCCAAAGCGAGUUGUUAUUCUGAUUCUUCAAAAUUGUUCCAGUUCAUCUUUUCUGGUUUUGGUUUACUGUUUGAACACAUCAAUGGAGCCACGCAAUGUCUGGAGUUCAAAUUUUGAGGAAGAGAUGCUUUCCAUAGAAAGCAUAGUCCACCGUUACAAUCGGAUUGCCUUUGAUACUGAAUUUCCUGGUUUUCUGCACAACACACCAAGAACUGCAUCCGAAACUGAUCGGUACAAAGAUAUCAAGUUCAAUGUCGAUAGCUUGAAGCCAAUACAAUUCGGUUUCACAUUCAAUGAUGCAUACGGUAAUCUCCCUCACUCCGGUGGUGUUUGGCAAUUUAAUUUUAAUGAUUUUGAUCCUGCCAUCGAUCUUCACGUGACUGCAUCCGUUGAGUUAUUACUUCGGAAUGGGAUUGAUUUGGAAAAGAAUAAGAGAGAAGGAGUUGAUAUCAAAGCAUUUUCUGCUCGGUUCAGAAAUAUCAUAAGGUGUGAAGGACAUAGGAUUCAAUGGCUCACGUUUCAUGGGGUUUAUGAUAUUGCUUACUUCAUUAAAGUCUUGAACGCAAAUAAUCCGAUGCCCGAAACUCUUCAAGAAUUCAUGACUAUGGUUGGAGCCAUCUUUCCUCGGCUUUAUGAUCUGAAAUUUAUGGCCAAGUUCUAUCAUGGGUUGUUAGGUGGAGAGUUGGGCUUGGAACGUCUAGCUAAAAUACUCGAGGUGAAGCGGGUUGGAGAGACUCAUCACGCAGGUUCUGAUAGCUUGAUCACGAGCAAUGUGUUUUCAAAGAUGAAAAAAGUUUAUCAACUAAUUGAAGGAGCUUAUGAAGGAUACCUCUAUGGUAUUAGCUUUAGAAAGAGAAGGUGGGUCCCACUUGUGCCAUCCCAGCCCCACUUCAUCACUGUGGUUCCAAGUGGAUAUUACCAUGGACGACCUUCCUUUGGGACAGUCAGUAGUCCACUUAGGUGGUCUCAUUGUCAUGCAUUAGUUCCUACUGUUCAUGUUCCACACUGUCAAUGAAGCAUGCACCAUGCAAAUGUAAUCUAAGAAUUUUAGCAUUGUAAUAUUGAUUUGAUCAAUGAAGAAACAGAGAAUUUUUUUUUUU